Exophiala aquamarina CBS 119918 is the source of this 1317-nucleotide messenger RNA. RefSeq lists its product as uncharacterized. The record is from RefSeq and is a predicted model, not a curated record. The annotation marks the transcript as partial. Lineage: Eukaryota; Fungi; Ascomycota; Eurotiomycetes; Chaetothyriales; Herpotrichiellaceae. The transcript has a single exon.
CUACAACCACUGCCGUGCAAUGGAACCCGAGAUGAUCCAUUUACAACUUUGCCAAUCCAAAGAACCAAAUGUGUAGUGGAAACUCUCGAUUAUUUCGUGGCCAUGUGUAAGGGAAUUGAGUACAGCCAUUCAGUUGCUCCCAAUACACGCAAUCCGCACUUGAUGUUGUUGCUCCCAUAUGCUCUCGAACAUCCCAUUCUAUUCGAAUCCAUCAUUGCCGUCUGUCGAGCCUCAGUAUUGCUGUCGCGGGGGAAGUCUGCUUUCGAGGAUCCAGCAUUCAUUCAACAUCGCGGAAAUGUGCUCUCGGCACUCAAUAUCAAACUCCAGUCAGACAGUUGCACGGACGACGCAGCCCUCCUCACCGUCACCAUGCUCAUGACGUUGGAGUACCUCACCGGCAAUCACUACGGUGUCCACAUGCACUGCAGAGGGUUGGACAAGAUGAUUCAACUGAGAGGUCCACUGUCAGAAAACUCGGACCCUGACGCCGACUCGGAUUGGAUGCGGUUCGUGAAGACUGGGUUGACCGGCUAUAAAGCCUUGGGAUCCUUCGUCACUGGCCAACCACCGAACAUCCCAUCAAGCUCACUGGGUUUCGCCAGUGAGACUUUUGAGGCCCUCAGCCUCGACAAGCCAUUGUAUUACCCAGAAAAUCCUUUUUCGGAGCAUCUAUGUAUCGUACUAUCACGCUUACCCUCGGGUUUCUCUGAGCUUUCCUUGAUCUCGCGUGUGUCGGAACAAAUGAUUAAUACGCUUGCAUCUAUCAGCGCUGCCAAAACGCAAUACGACUUAUCGGCUGAUACGUCCAGGUCCCCAGCUUCUGGUUUCUUCACGUCCCCGGAAUCACCCCACGAUAGUCAGCAAAUGGCCCUGCAAAACCUGCUGUCCGCACUGCAACGUUUGAGCCUCAUGUCUCCAAGUAUAUUGGAGACCUACCUCUCCUUCGGCCUCAUCUCAUUCUUAUUCCAACUUCGACGUCUGGCGCCACUCAACCUCUUCUAUGACCCCAUUCUACGACAAUUCAUCAGUAUACUACCACAUCACUCCAAACCGGUCACUGUCCAAGAACAGCAUGUCCUCAUCUGGGCCAGUAUGUCGGUGGCAGGCUCCUUGGGAUUACGACUCGUCCCCAUGCCCGGUGCCCACACGAUCUUGGAUCAUAUGUUUGAGCUCUACCUUGAAUCACGGAAAUGGUCACGACUGGAGAAGAUCUUGUGCAACUUCUUCUGGACACAAGCCAUCCUGGAACACUGGAAGGGUGUCUGGGAAACCGCCAUGGCGCGCCGCGCGCUCCUACUCAAAAGAAAGGAUUCUUCA